AUGCCCACCGUGGAUGACAUUCUAGAGCAGAUAGGGGACUUUCACUUUUUCCAGAAACAAACAUUUCUCCUCUUAGCUCCGCUCUCUGCAGUCUUCACCCCCAUCUAUGUGGGCAUCGUCUUCCUGGGCUUCACUCCCGACCACCGCUGCCUGAGCCCCGGGGUGGCUGAGCUGAGCCAUCGCUGUGGCUGGAGCCUGGCCGAGGAGCUCAACUACACGGUGCCGGGCCUGGGGGCUGCAGAUGAAGCCUUCCUCCGCCAGUGCCGGCGGUAUGAGGUGGACUGGAACCAGAGCACCCUCGGCUGCCAGGACCCGCUGUCUGGUCUGGCCGCCAAUAGGAGCCACCUGCCGCUGGGCCCCUGUCGUGACGGCUGGGUGUACGACACACCCGGCUCCUCGAUCGUCACUGAGUUUAACCUAGUGUGUGCCAAUUCCUGGAUGCUGGACCUGUUUCAGUCGGCAGUGAACGUAGGAUUUUUUAUCGGUUCUGUGAGUAUCGGCUACAUAGCAGACAGGUUUGGCCGUAAACUCUGCCUCUUAGUUACGAUCCUCAUAAAUGCUGUGUCUGGAGUUCUCAUGGCCGUUUCCCCAAGCUAUACUUGGAUGUUAAUUUUUCGCUUGAUCCAAGGACUGGUCAGCAAAGCAGGCUGGUUAAUAAGCUACAUCCUGAUUACAGAAUUUGUUGGGUUGAACUAUCGGAGGACGGUGGGUAUCUAUUACCAAGUCGUCUUUACCAUUGGGCUCCUGGUGCUAGCCGGGGUGGCCUACGCACUUCCUCACUGGAGGUGGCUGCAGCUCACGGUUACUCUGCCCAACUUCUGCUUUCUACUCUACUACUGGUGCAUACCUGAAUCUCCGAGGUGGCUGAUCUCCCAGAACAAAAAUGCCAAAGCCAUCAGGAUUAUUAAGCACAUCGCAAAGAAAAAUGGAAAAUCUCUGCCGGCCUCUCUUCAGAACCUGAGACCUGAUGAGGAAGCAGGUGAGAAGCUGACUCCUUCGUUUCUUGACUUGGUCAGAACCCCCCAGAUCAGGAAGCAUACUUGGAUCUUGAUGUAUAACUGGUUCACGAGCGCUGUUCUCUAUCAGGGCCUCAUCAUGCACAUGGGCCUAGCAGGGGACAAUGUAUACCUGGAUUUCUUCUACUCUGCCCUGGUUGAAUUCCCAGCUGCCUUCGCCAUCAUCCUGACCAUCAACCGCAUUGGUCGCCGUUACCCUUGGGCUGUGUCAAAUAUGGUGGCAGGGGCAGCCUGUCUAGCCAUGGUUUUUAUCUCUGAUGAUCUACAGUGGCUAAAGAUCAUUGCCGCAUGCAUGGGCAGAAUGGGCAUCACGAUGGCCUAUGAGAUGGUGUGCCUGGUCAAUGCCGAACUGUACCCCACUUUCAUCAGGAAUCUCGGCGUCCUCGUCUGCUCCUCCCUGUGUGACAUUGGUGGCAUCAUCACACCCUUCCUGGUCUACCGGCUCACCCACAUCUGGCUCGAGCUCCCACUCAUGGUGUUCGCUGUGAUUGGUGUGGUUGCUGGGGGACUGGUGUUGUUGCUACCAGAGACCAAAGGGAAGGCUUUGCCUGAGACCAUUGAAGAAGUGGAAAACAUGCAGAGACCAGGAAAAAAUAAAGAAAAAAUGAUUUAUCUGCAAGUCAAGAAACUAGACAUUCCACUAAACUAAGAAGAGAGAACCAUUACUUCUGCAAUGGCCUUGUUUCGAUGAUGCCAAGGCCAGAAGCAGAGGCUUCUUCACUCAUCACAAAGCCCAUGCAAUCAAACCUUACUUACCCUUGAGCCCUAUCAACCUAGAUCUAUAGCCAAUGGAGUCUGUUAUACCACCAUGUAAAAACCUACCUAUGGGACCAGAUCCUGCCAAGCCCUUCCAGCUCACUCUGUUCUCAGCACUCCUAGAACAAUGGCUGUUGGUUUGCUGGAAUUAUUUUUUCCAUCUUUAUAUUUCUUUAUUUGAUUCCUUUCCCCACAGUGACAUCACACCAAAACACACAGAGGAACUUGGCACCAGGAAGACAGAAUGGAAAAGAUCUGAAAAACAAUAAAGCUGAGGGAAGAGAGUCUAUUUUCCUAAAAGACGUAGAAUGCCCAAAGUGAUAUCAAGUUGUCCAGAAUAUAUGUCAAGAAUUUUAAAUAGACUUUUCCUUAUCAUAAGUGAAGAAAUUUUAAAAUACAUUGAUUAUUAUCUGUAUUUCAUUUGAAGGGAACCUCAAAUAAAAGAAUCAGGAAUACAGCUUGAAUAAUCACUAAGUCCUUCUAUAUUUAGACUGGAUAAGUACAAAUGUGUGGUUUCCACAAAAGAUCUUGAGAACAGUUCAACAAAAAACAUUGUUGGUAUUAUUAAACUGUAAGUGAUCAUUUCAAAGUCUGGUAAAAAUUCCUCAAAAUUUGUAAAUUUUAAAAAUUAUACUCAUAUUUCACCAAAGUAAUAUGGUUAAGUACAUUUAAAUGCUUUUUUAAAAUACAUUUUUAAAAGCUAACUACAACAAGGCCCAUAAUGAAAAACAAAAGUUUCUUGUCCUAUUCCACCUCUACCAACUCCUCAAAGAAAAUUUUCGAAUAUUUUAGCUAUGUUUUCCCCUGAAAUUUAUCUCCAUAUGUCCAAAUAACUUUGUUAUAUUGGCAUUUCUUGGUUUUUCAGUUUUAAGUAUUAUUUCUUGACUUUUUAAGGUAAAAGGUGAAAAUUAACCCUCUUCACUUCUCCCCUCACCCCAACACAACUCCUCCCUUCCCU
Galeopterus variegatus (Sunda flying lemur) is the source of this 2730-nucleotide messenger RNA. RefSeq names its product solute carrier family 22 (organic cation transporter), member 2 (gene SLC22A2). NCBI's taxonomy places the organism in Eukaryota, Metazoa, Chordata, Mammalia, Dermoptera, Cynocephalidae. The transcript has 11 exons. Gene Ontology annotation, biological process: transmembrane transport. The record is from RefSeq and is a predicted model, not a curated record. The coding region runs from base 1 to 1665 and encodes 554 amino acids. Gene Ontology annotation, cellular component: membrane.